AAUAAUCAAUCGUAAUUAAAUCUCAUUGCUAGAAACUGGGAAUUAAAUAGUUCCUCCUAACAUAGAAAGAUGCUAAAUGAUACAAAUUCAUGAUUCAACUUUUGAAAUGAAUUAUAUUAUUUGUAGGAGACUGAGAGAAGCGCGGUCACGGCUUCACCAUCUUCAAGAACUUUUGAGUUUUGUGGAGAAGCUGAGAGACUCUGGUAAGCCCGUUCCUGAGAGAAUUCUAGCAUUGCUCAACAAUGCCAGUGGAUUCUCGGAUGAAGACUGUAUGCCUCUGAUGGACAUGUCAGAGAACAACUUCCAGGAUUUGUAUCAGGAAGUAGCAGCAGCUGUGGCCAGUGACAAACAGAGGCAACCUGUCAAACCAAAUAACACGACUGCAAAGCUUAGGGCUCGAACUCAGCAACUGGAAGAAUGGAUGAAGAAGGACGAUUUGAUGUCAUCUAUCAAUACAGACAUCAAUUCACAAGCUGGUUUCAGUUAUCAAGAAACUCCGACUACUACAACUUGGGGUGGCUCCCACUGCACCCAGGGCACUCUAGAGGACCAUAACACACAUUCGCCAGAUUUUUCUAGUGAUGGGGAAACUGAGAACGAUGCAACCUUUAUGCCAGUCAUGAAUAAGGCAUCAUCCGCACCAACUAGUCAUAAAGAAUCAACAUCUUGCACCAAUAUUGCAAGGGAAGUGGGAAUCGAUUCAGCAAGUGUUUCUGGUGUUAAUGGAGCAUCUUCGGGGCCACCUCCUCAGAAUACAUGGAGUAAACAAUCAUCUGGAAGUGGUGCGUCAAUGCCUCAUGGUCUGUGGACUCCGUCCUCGUCAUUCAUCACUCAGCAGCCCAACAGACAAGAGAAUGCCAGUUCGUCCGAAGAGAUCUCACCCAAUCCUGAUAAUAGGUGGAUAGCUCAACAUAUAUUACAGAUGCAAGCUCAGCUGCAGCAGGUGUGUCAAAAUGUGACUGAUAAACAUCACAAUAUUCCUAUGAUGAGCUCUCCUGGAAACAUGUGGGUACCCCCGUUCUAUCCUCAAAAUGGACCAGGAUUUGGUGGACUGAACCAGUUCGUUGUUCCUCAACAGCAGCAACUUCCCAUAAACCAGUUGCUUGUUAACUCAUUGAAUCAGUGCUGCCAGAUGAUCUGGCAUCAGCAGUGCGAAUUGAUGGCUGUCAAAGAAGCUAUUCAGUUGCUUCAACAGCAGCAACAGCAACAACAACAACAGCAGCAGCCGGGAGGCAUAAUUGAGCCAGAGCUAGCAGCGGCCGAUUCAAGGUCGAACCUAGAGAGAGCCGCACAUGCGCCCCCCUCGCACUACUUCUACCCGCAACUGCCGCCGCCCUAUGGCAACAACCUCAACUUCGAGCCUGCGCACUUCCUGCCCUCGCCCGCCCUCAACAACCAGGUGCCACCCGGCAACCGUGCCAACAACUACUGGGACAACUUUAGAAGUUAUUCAAGACAAAACCUGCUGUCAGUUCGAAGCAAAACCAAUGAAGGUCUGUUGAGUGGGGAAAGAGAGAGAAGCCAAGAUCCGAACACAGUUCAACAGCAUCAUCUCCAGCCUCAUCCUAUGCAGCCGCAUCCUCCGGUCGAUAUGAUGACGUUCAACCUAUCUCAGAACCACAAAGAGAAACUGAAUACGCACCAGAGCUUGGGUGGUGAGCAAGCAGGUGCAGCCAUCGCUGCGGCUGAGCAGCCCGUUCGCUGUACAAGCAACAGGCCUAGUCAAACCUCCUUCCAUCAGAAUAAUUGUUCAGAGACUGCUCAGCAGCCGGAAACCAUCUCAAAAGGUGCUUGUAAAAAAGUGAGAGCGGAGAAGGUGAGAGAGAUAAGUGCAGCGCCGGUGGGUGGGGAAAGUUCGAGUAUGAUCAGGUCGUGGAACAGCCUCGACGAGAGCGGAAAGACCUCAAAGAGCAAGCGACACCUCAGGAACACUGUCUCAACAGAAGACCUGCCGCGAAACUCCAAUUUCAAGCGAAAAGCUGAUUGUAAGAUCAAUCCUAUUCGCUCCGAUAACAAUAGCGAGCAGAUGGAUUCUCUAGAGGAAGCGUUCUACUCUGAAGUAGCAGCUCUCAUAUCUGUGAAUGAGCGGCAGAUCAAUUAUUUGCUACAACUGUUCAGAGAUUUGAAGCACUUGAGUUCGGACUCUGACCGACAAGCUGCCCUGAUAACCAUUCACAACUUGGCCACCCGUGCUUGUUCCGCAGCCGCUUCCCAGCAGGGCGCAUGUUGUCUGAAAGAGAGCCAACAACAAGAAUCCAUGGGACAAGAGGACUUCCAGGAAUCUGCCGCCUACCAAGAAAGUCAGCCUCGAAAUUUGGUAAACUGCAAGGAAACCACACCGAUGCACAAUCUCUCAAAUGGCUGCAGCAAGCUGGAUUGGGAAAUCCGUGGUGUGUCAGUUGCAAUGUUGCCAUUUCUCAAGGCUCACUUUGGAGGCAUCUGCGGACCCAGUCUUCUGGAAGAGAUACGCAACUUUGUUCUCCAGUUGAUUCCACCACAGUUCAGGCAGGAACAAUUAAUUGCUUCUUUGGAAGGUGCGCUUCUGAAAUUCCAAGGGUGCAGAUUGAGAGAUGUUUAUGAAGAAUUGUUGGGAACUGUGGCCGAUGUACUUAUAAAUGAUGUCACAUUCCAUAGGUUUGUUGCAUCGAUGAAUAACAACAACAAUAAUACCAAUCUCAUCAACAAUAACAAUAAUAAUGAAAGCAAUGGUGAUAUUCUACUAGAAGAAGGUGCUGAGGGUGAUGUGAGAGAAGAGGAAGUGGAAGAGGAGGAAGAAGGAGCAGUUGGUGGGGUGGUGGAGGGGGAAGUGCCCCCCGCUCCAGCCCCCCUCGCUUCCGCCCCCUGUCUACCAGUGGCCAAUCAAAUGGUGAGAUGCAGCAAGAGCGAUGCAGUGGCCGAAGCUGACUUGGCGGAGGCAGACCAGUCUCGCCUGCCCACUGGGUCGGGAGGUGGUGGGGGAGGCAGGUCGUGUUCGGCCGCUCGACUCAAUGCAAACAGCGAAUCCGAAGCAACCGCUCCCGUUCAAGACAGAGUAAGAUUCUUUUUCAAACUAACCUAUCAAAAUGAGAUAAAAAGAGAUGCGAUCUUGUUUUUGUGA
Nilaparvata lugens (brown planthopper) is the source of this 3097-nucleotide messenger RNA. Its product is annotated as pericentriolar material 1 protein. Gene Ontology annotation, biological process: microtubule anchoring at centrosome; intraciliary transport involved in cilium assembly; protein localization to centrosome. Bases 77 to 3097 code for a protein of 1006 amino acids. Gene Ontology annotation, cellular component: ciliary basal body; centrosome; centriolar satellite. The transcript is spliced from 20 exons. Lineage: Eukaryota; Metazoa; Arthropoda; Insecta; Hemiptera; Delphacidae. The record is from RefSeq and is a predicted model, not a curated record.